AUGGCUAACAAAAAAAAAAAGGAAACAACAGAAUCUGAGCGCAAAAUCAUCCUUCACUUGCACAAUCAAGGAAAAUCAUAUGCUGAUAUUGUAGAGAUUAUGGAAAGAAGCCGUUUUAUAAUUUGGAGUAUCGUGCAACGUUUUAAGGCAACGUCAACACUUGAAAGUGCUAAACAUACAGGUCGUCCUAGAUUCUUAAGUGAGCGUAAAUACAGCCAUAUAAUCAAAAAGGUCAAGUUAUGUCCAAAAAUAUCUCCAACACAGGUUGCUGCAGAGAUUAAGGAAGAGUUUGGGAAAGAAGUUCACGCAGCAAGAGCCAGAAGAGUGCUCCAAAAGACAAACUAUAGUUGUCGUAUUGCUAGGCGUAAACCAUUUAUUUCAUCUGUGAACCAAAAGAAGCGUUUAGAAUAUGCCGUUUAG
Calliphora vicina (urban bluebottle blowfly) is the source of this 420-nucleotide messenger RNA. RefSeq lists its product as uncharacterized. The record is from RefSeq and is a predicted model, not a curated record. The transcript has a single exon. Gene Ontology annotation, biological process: DNA integration; DNA transposition. NCBI's taxonomy places the organism in Eukaryota, Metazoa, Arthropoda, Insecta, Diptera, Calliphoridae. Gene Ontology annotation, molecular function: DNA binding. The coding region runs from base 1 to 420 and encodes 139 amino acids.